Messenger RNA from Aphanomyces astaci, 417 nucleotides. RefSeq lists its product as hypothetical. NCBI's taxonomy places the organism in Eukaryota, Oomycota, Saprolegniomycetes, Saprolegniales, Verrucalvaceae. The record is from RefSeq and is a predicted model, not a curated record. The coding region runs from base 1 to 417 and encodes 138 amino acids. The transcript has 2 exons.
AUGCUCUCCCGCUCACUAUCGACGCUCUCGCCCAACAAUUCGAGUCCGUGCGACAGUCCGACCCAACCGCACAGUCCCACCGCCUCCAAACAAUGCUCUAACAAUUCCCCCAUCAAGCCCUCCUUCCCCCCCCACCAGUCCACCAGCAACAACGCCGCCGCCAGAUCCAACUUUGAGAUGACGUCGUUCAAGGACGCGCCGCCGCCCCUUCCGUCGGCCAACAGAACGCUGCGAAGUCGCCACUUUAGUUUCAACGAGUACCCCCACGUAUCGCCCCCCAAGCUACCAUCCUCCUCGUCAUCUUUCUACGCCGUGCCGCCAUCUCGGUACUAUUACUCGUCGGAGGGCAGCGCCGUGGCGAAAAAGCAGUCGCCGCCAGGGCCUGAUAAACUCGAACGAACGGUGUACCAGACAUAA